Messenger RNA from Lolium rigidum, 478 nucleotides. RefSeq names its product chemocyanin-like. The transcript has 2 exons. Gene Ontology annotation, cellular component: plasma membrane. NCBI's taxonomy places the organism in Eukaryota, Viridiplantae, Streptophyta, Magnoliopsida, Poales, Poaceae. The record is from RefSeq and is a predicted model, not a curated record. Gene Ontology annotation, molecular function: electron transfer activity. Bases 7 to 396 code for a protein of 129 amino acids.
CAGACAAUGGCGCAGGGAAGAGGCAGUGCUAGCGGAGGUGCCGCCGUGGUCGUUGGCGUGCUGCUCCUCUGCGUGCUCCUCCACGCCGAGGUGGUUGAGUCGGCGGUGUUCAACGUCGGUGACCGCGGCGGCUGGUCCUUCAACACCAACUCCUGGCCUACCGGCAAGCGCUUCAAGGCCGGCGAUGUCCUAGUGUUCAAGUACGACGCGACGGCGCACGACGUGGUGGCGGUGAGCGCGGCCGGGUACAAGGCCUGCGCCAAGCCGGCGAGGGGCGCCAAGGUGUACAAGUCCGGCGCCGACCGCGUCACGCUGGCCCGCGGCACCAACUACUUUAUCUGCAGUGUCCCCGGCCACUGCCAGUCCGGCAUGAAGAUCGCCGUCACCGCCGCAUGAUCAAUCCGUCUAUCAUUGUCACGUCUAUUAUAUGCAUGGUGACGUGAAUUAUAUGUACGGUGUGCUAUUCUGAUUUCGACUC